Peromyscus californicus insignis is the source of this 10488-nucleotide messenger RNA. RefSeq names its product nuclear FMR1 interacting protein 2 (gene Nufip2). NCBI's taxonomy places the organism in Eukaryota, Metazoa, Chordata, Mammalia, Rodentia, Cricetidae. The transcript is spliced from 4 exons. The coding region runs from base 111 to 2189 and encodes 692 amino acids. Gene Ontology annotation, molecular function: RNA binding. The record is from RefSeq and is a predicted model, not a curated record. Gene Ontology annotation, cellular component: cytoplasmic stress granule; nucleoplasm.
GUGCGCUGGCGAGACGCGCUCAGAUAUACUGAGCGAGCGCUGAGAGGCAGCCUCAGAUCCUGACGGUGCAGCAGCCCGCAGCCUCAGCCAGGGAGUCCCAGCCGCUUUCAAUGGAGGAGAAGCCCGGCCAGCCACAGCCUCAGCACCAUCACAGCCACCACCAUCCGCACCAUCACCCCCAGCAGCAGCAGUCGCACCACCACCACCAUUAUUACUUCUACAACCACAGCCACAACCACCACCACCACCACCAUCACCAGCAGCCUCACCAAUACCUGCAGCAUGGAGCCGAGGGCAGCCCCAAGGCCCAGCCCAAGCCGCUGAAACAUGAGCAGAAACACACCCUCCAGCAGCACCAGGAAACGCCGAAGAAGAAAACAGGCUAUGGUGAAGUAAAUGGUAAUGCCGGAGAGAGAGAGAUAUCUUUAAAGAGCCUCAGUUCUGAUGAAGCUACUAACCCUAUUUCUAGGGUCCUCAAUGGCAACCAGCAAGUUGUAGACACUAGCCUGAAGCAGACUGUAAAGACCAGCACCUUUGGAAAAGCAGGAAUUAAAACCAAGAAUUUUAUUCAGAAAAACAGUAUGGACAAAAAAAAUGGGAAGUCUUAUGAAAACAAAUCUGGAGAGAACCAGGCUAUAGAUAAGACCGACACUGUAGCAAUUCCAAAUGGCGUUAUAACAAAUAAUUCAGGCUAUAUCACUAAUGGUUAUAUGGGCAAAGGAGCAGAUAAUGAUGGUAGUGGAUCUGAGAGUGGAUAUACCACUCCUAAAAAAAGGAAAGCUAGGCGCAAUAGUGCCAAGGGUUGUGAAAACCUUAAUUUAGUGCAGGACAAAAUAAUGCAGGAGACUAGUGUCCCAGCAUUAAAACAGGGACUUGAAAGUUUAAAGCCUGACUACAGUGAUCAAAAGGGAACUCGAGCAGAUAACAGUUCGAAGCCUGUUUGGAAGUAUGAAACUGGACCUGGAGGAACAAGUCGUGGAAAACCUGCUGUGGGUGACAUACUUCGUAAAAGCUCAGAUGUUAAACCUGGUUUGAACAACAAAAAGUUUGAUGAUCGGCCUAAAGGAAAGCAUGCCUCAGCUGCUGCCUCCAAAGAGGACUCGUGGACCUUGUUUAAACCACCCCCAGUUUUUCCAGUGGACAAUAGCAGUGCUAAAAUAGUUCCUAAAAUAAGUUAUGCAAGCAAAGUUAAGGAAAACCUCAACAAAACUGUACAGAACUCUUCGGUGUCACCAUCCUCAUCUUCAUCCUCUUCAUUAUCUACUGGGGAAACUCAGACCCAACCUUCAAGCCGACUGUCCCAGGUCCCCAUGUCAGCUCUGAAAUCUGUUACUUCUGCCAACUUUUCUAAUGGGCCUGUUUUAGCAGGAACUGAUGGAAAUAUGUAUCCAUCAGGGGGUCAGCCACUGCUAACUACUGCUGCUAAUACUUUAACACCCAUCUCUACUGGGACUGAUUCAGUUCUUCAGGACAUGAGUCUGACUUCAGCAGCUGUUGAACAAAUUAAGUCUAGCCUUUUUAUCUACCCUUCAAAUAUGCAAACGGUGCUGUUAAGCACUGCACAAGUAGAUCUGCCUUCUCAGACAGAUCAGCAAAACCUGGGGGAUAUCUUCCAGAAUCAAUGGGGUUUAUCAUUUAUAAAUGAGCCCAGUGCUGGCCCAGAGACUGUUAUUGGAAAGUCAUCAGAUCAUAAAGUGAUGGAAGUGACAUUUCAAGGAGAAUAUCCUGCCACUUUGGUUUCACAGGGUGCUGAAAUAAUUCCCUCAGGAACUGAGCAUCCUGUGUUUCCCAAGGCUUAUGAGCUGGAAAAACGGACUAGUCCUCAAGUUCUGGGUAACAUUCUAAAACCCGGGACUACUGAGAGUGGAGCCUUAUCCUUGGAACCCAGUCAUAUAGGUGACCUGCAAAAAGCAGACACCAGUAGUCAAGGUGCUUUAGUGUUUCUCUCAAAGGACUACGAAAUAGAAAAUCAAAAUCCUCUGGCCUCUCCCACGAACACUUUGUUAGGCUCCGCCAAAGAACAGAGAUACCAGAGAGGCCUAGAAAGGAAUGAUAGCUGGGGUUCUUUUGACCUGAGGGCUGCUAUUGUAUAUCACACUAAAGAAAUGGAAUCUAUAUGGAAUUUGCAGAAGCAAGAUCCCAAAAGGAUAAUCACUUACAAUGAAGCCAUGGAUAGUCCAGAUCAAUGAAGGACCAGACUGCCUGUUUGUAACCUUUCUGCAGCAUUAGAGCCACUGUUCAUGGGGGACACAAGGCUUUUAUGCUCCUAGAUCUUCAACGCAGCAGAGGAACCAUAAGUAGAAUCACAGGAUAAUAUAUACAAAUAUAUAUAUAUACAUAUAUAUAUAUAUAUAGUUAUUUAAAAAAAAGGCAACUGAAAGUAAUUAGACUUCUUAAGGAAUCAAAUUUAUUUCAAGAGACUACACAUGGUUAUUUAAUCUCCGGUACUGAAUAGUCUUUUUCUUUUAUUUUGUUAGUUUUUGUUUUUAAGUGUGAAUGCAAGUGAUUAAUGAAUACAGACUUAACAAGCGUGGUUCUAAAGUUCCUGCUGUCAUCGACUUGGGCAACAAAUGACCCACUGGAAAAAAGGCAAAUCCACUUACUAGACAUCUGUAUCUUGUUCUGUGACUAAAGUGAUACACUAAUCACGGGGAACCCAGAAUGAUGCAACACUUUCCCCUACUCCGCCCUUGAUCUUUUAGUUUUAUUUUGAGCCCUGUGAGAAUGCUGGAUAAAUGCCUUGAAGUUUGCAGGGAUGGUUUUUUGUUGUUGUUGUUGUUUUUUGUUUUUUGUUUUUUUUUUAAUCCGAUGAUUUGCAUGUCUUGCCAGGAGUUGUGCAGCCUCUGUGGGGUGUUGGGAAUAGUUCCUUCCUUUCCUUUUAUUUUUUGUGGGGUGGGGACAGGGGGAGGGCAUUGAAGUUCCUGGAAUAGUUUGUGGGUACAUAGUUAACUUACUUUGGUUACAUGUUUGACUUUUAACAGCUGACGAAUCCAAGAAUGUCACUUAAUGAAAAGUUGCAGAACAAGUAAUUGGCUGAUAAAUUAUCCAUUAUAAUUGUGUAACUGGGAGCAAAAAUAUAUUCUGCUUUUCGCUGUAGGUGCUCAGACUUGCUCUCCGUCACUAACACUAAAUGUGUACUCUUGUUUUUCAUCAAACAUCUAAGAGAAACUUAUGUAUCUUUCUGUAAAUUCUUUUAAUUUCAGUUUCUCAUCAAAAUCUAAAAAGGAAAAGUUCAUGAAAAAAAUGUUUGUUUUUAGCCAGUGAGGAGGUAAUAAACACUGCUUGUAGAAGGUGUGUUUUCAUGCAAAUUCUACUUCUGAGCUUACUAGCUUCUAAUUAUAUGGUAAUAUAUUUUAUUAUUAGAGCAAGAUGGAUUUUUUAAGGAAAAUAAUGUGAAAAUCUGAAAAUUUUGUUUUGGGCAGAAAAAAGCAUUAGCCCUGUCUUAUCAUCGCAUUACCAUCCUGUUGCGCUGCAGCUUGUGUAUAGCAUGCUAAAAUUGUGUGUGUGUGUGUGUGUGUGUGUGUGUGUGUGUGUGUGUGUGUGUGUGUGUGUGUGUGUAAACUAAGGGUCCAAUUUAAGACUGGGUGAUGUUAGUGGCAUAAUAACAAGUUCUCUGGCCUGAUGCAUCACAUCACACACAUACACAUACAGAGAAAUUAGUGUAUCCAUGUAUGUCAAAUACAAGUUAAAAUAGCAGGGCAUUUAUAUGUAUAGAGUUGCAGUCUUCUAACAAAGGCAGACUGGAUCUCCGGACACAUUUGGGGAGAAAGUACUUUUUACUCUAUUUGUUUUGUAAGAAAUGUCCAGUUUUGAGUGAUUGUAGUAUGGAUGGAUUUUCUGGUUUUGUUAAUUAUUUCAGGUUUUUAACAAAUAGUUCACGAAAGAAGCUAUUUGAUUUACCGCAGAGGAAAAUACUUUUUAGUCUGGAUUUCUGCCCUGCUUAGAUUUUUAAAAAAGUAUAAGCAUGGAUUGCCAAUUCCACUUGAUGUAAACAAAACUUUUUAUACAUAAUAUAUAUAAUAACUUAUUGUAUCAGUCCAGGUUCAGAAACUUGUGGUAGGCCAGUUUCAGAUAGUUUCAUUUCACCUGUAAACUGUAUCACUUUUACUGAUAUUGUAAUUUUCAAAUGUAUAAUAUGUUUACAGAUGUGCCCUGCAUUUAGUGCUUUGUUCCUAGUUUGAUUUUUUUGUUGAGUCUCCUGCCUGCUUGCCAAAAGCUAGGAUGCUUCAGGCCCCGUGUACAAGUCAAAGGGAGGCAUCCUUGAGCUUUAAAGCAUUGAACAAACUGGAAAAUGCAACACGCCACAUACUGAACUGAAAAAAGUCUUGUGUUUUGUGUUUCUUUCUUUCUUUUUUUUUUUUUUAAUAAAAAUUUUCAAAAGUUAAAAAAAAAAGUUGAUUAAAGAAAAAAGAGGCUCCAGUUUGUUUUAUAGGUUUUAAAGUUCUGCUGUGUGUUUAAUUGCCUUGUGUAACCACUUGUCGCCUUAGGGCCAAAUUCUUACCCCAGUCAUUUUUUAAAUGUCCAUUUUGCUUGCCUGGAAUUUUAAAGUUCUUGGGUUGCACAAAUCACAAAAAACUUGCUUGGUUUGUGGCAUACAAGGUUGAACAUAAUCAAAAUGGAAAGAAAAAUCCAGUUUCCUGAAUUGGGCUUUUAAACAUAGAAGUAAUGCUUAGUACCUUUAAAAGCCUUCUCUUUCAUAAUUCCCUUUCCAUGUCCUUCACACCUGUUCAGAGAAGCUAAAGAGAAUGUAUCUCUUCUCUGUUUGUCCAAAGGUUGAGAGUCUCACUUUUAAAUGAAACAAUACAUUUCACUUUGAUUGCUCCACUGAAAUUUUCUUGGUUGAUAUGGUUAAGAGGUAUAUAUGUCUCUCAACUUUCUGGGAUCCCUAGUGGCCCAUCAGAUUAACUGUCAGUAUUUUUUGGACAUUGGGUUAAUGGACUUAAUUGCCUCAGUACAAGCAGGACUUUGGGACAAAUCUCCUUUGUGCUGUUGGAUACUUGUCUCUAUUUCUCCUUAGGUCCUCACACAAUUCCUUACAGAGCACUUAUUAAAAAAAGUCUUACGAGUUCAUCUGUUUUCUGAUUAUUUUUGUGUAAGCUUCUAAAGAAACAUCAGCUGUGAUUAAUUUAGCACAUUUAAAUAACAGUAUGUUGUUGGCAUAAAGAAUUUUUCUUCAACUCAGAGUAUUAGUACUGUAGCAUAAACCAAAUACAGUCUAGAGGGGAUUUUUAACAUCCCUCCAUUUAAAAGACUGAAAAAGAUGUGUGUGUAUGGAUGUAUGUAUGUUGGGGUGCUUGUGUGUGAGGGAAAGAUGAAGAUACUAAGAAUUAGUAAAUGAAUGUGUAAGACAUUAUAUUAGUAUUCAGAGAAUGAAACUUGUAUUUAUUUUGUGCCAUUUGUUUUCAUUACAUGGAAUAAAGUUGGGUGGUUUAAAUCCUUAAAGGGUAGUACUAGAGAAAAUGGCACUAAGGAUGAAAUCAUGACCUAUUUUUUUAAUAGCUAAGAAACUAAUUAUGGGUAAUGAUUUCUUUUUCAGUUUGUCUUGAUUGUAGGUUUUGCGUCACAUACCACUCACUUUUGUGUAAAAUGUCUUGAAUAAUCUCCCUUCCCCACAAAAGACAGGGUGUAUUUAUCUUUUCUCUAUUCACCCCCACUUCAACAACCUGAAGUUAAUUGAAUAGUGUUUCCUCUAACCUUAGUAAUGAACUUUCACAUCAAUAAAGUGUGUUUAUGGUGUCUAUAGUAGCCUGCCCUUUUCUACUUUCUAGGAGGGGAUAGCCAAUAUCUAGAGACUUGUUAGUGACAACUUUUUGCUGUCCUCCAUCUACUUCCUAGUUACCACUCAGAGUCUGCACAAAUUUCAUAAAUGAAAAAAAGUGUUUUUGGUUUGUUUUUUUUUAUGACAGUUUUUAAAGAAAAUAAACCCCAAUUGAUGAAGUAGUUUAUUCACACAAUAGGAGGACACAGCAGCAGCAGUUUCACACUUGGUGAUUAGACUUGUUGCCAGCUCUCACCAAAAGUUUUGUUUUGUUUGUUUUAUAAACUUUAAGGUCAGAGAAAGGGUAUGUAAUGUGAACUACCAGAUGGCUACAGGCAAGGAAAUUUAAGACUUGGCUCAAUUUAAAAGUCUGUCAAAUGUGGUAUGUGAGGGUGUCUCUCAGUCACUUCGUGUUCAAAUAGCUAAGGGUUUGAUGCCGCUUCCACUUGACCAUAUCUUCAAAGGACACAAUUCCUCUUACGUUAACCAGCUGAAGAACUAGUACAAUGUAGUGAGUGGGUCAAAUACAUGAAAUGGACAGUAGCCUGUUGAUGUAUGCCUGCCAGGGUAGACUUUGAUAGGACUGUCUAACCAUUGGAAAGGGUGGGAUAUGCUUAUCUUCCCCAUCCCCCAGUAGUUUGGAAAGGAAGCACAGAACCAGAGUAGAAGCAUGAGUAGCUGCUUAAAGAUGGCCAGAAGAACACAGGCUAACAGUUCUGAAAACGAGUGUUUAGAAACACUUAGAUAUGUUAGAAGCAAGGCUGUUCUGUGUUGGUGUAAAGAAUGAUAAAUCAACUCUACUCAAGUGCUGAUUUACUGAGUUUUAAGAAAGAAAGGCCUUGAAGAACUAUAGGAUGCCAGCAGUAGUUUGAGAGUUUUAAGCUCUAUGGUAAAAUGUUCAACAAAGCAUCAGUAGUUUGUUACUUUUGUAUUACAAGGACUAUCAAACAGCAGUUAGGAACUGGAAACCUAACAGACACCUGAGCUGUAGUGGGAUUGCUGGUUCAGACAUUUCCUAUUCAGAAAAUAUUGUUCUGUCCAGAGUUCUGAAGCCAUUUUACAUCGUUGUGGUGUCUGGUUUUUAACAGCCUUAUUAUAAAAGCUACAAAUGUUUACCCGCUAGUUCACUUUUGCUUUCACUGUAUAUCAGUUGUUAUCUACAGACCAAACCAACUUAGAUCAACAUUACAAUAGCUUUCCAUAUAUGCCCCCUUUUCCUCAGGUGCUAAACAAAGGCUCCAAAAUGAAUACUGCUUUAGUGACAUCUGUUUUAUUCUUAAAAUGCACAUUUCUUUUGCUAAUUGUAAAGAUUUGGUGUUAACAAAGUGGUUUUAAUAUGUAAAUAUGAACGAUACCUUAAGUUCUAUUUGUCUAUUAAGUCUUUGCAUUUAUCUUUUGUAGAUAAUUUUUCACAAUCUUGAAUACAUUUCAUUAGGUAUUAUUGCAUCUUUAGAAUGAAAACAACUGUUUUGUCUUAGAUAACGCCUGCUGCUGCUGCUAUGGGAAACUGAAAAUCAAGAAUGUGAUGCACUUUUUAACAUUACUAUAUACCAUAGGUUACUUUAAUAUCUUUUCUCUGUAGCACAGCCACUAACAAAAGUGAACAGAGUGUAUAAUUCUCUUCAGGAGUGAGUCAGUAGUCUGUAGUUUGUAUUGACCUAUGAAGGGGACAGUAACUUAGGAAUAAACUUUUGGUUAAUAUUAUACUUUUUGGCCUUAAAGUGUCUUCUACUACUGAAAAUAGUUUAAAUCUUAGCUUUGUUUCUAUUACUCUCUCUCUGCUUUAAAAAGAAUUAGGAUGAAUUAAAGGAAGUAAGUUUUUUUAAAUCAGUAAGCUGGCUUUUUUUUUUUUAAUUUGUAUCAGAGAAGUAAUGCUGCCCUGAACCAGUCAUAUUUAGUUUAACAAAGCUCCCAACUAUUCUGCUUCUCUAGUAUAUAUUUUACUUAACAAAGGUAAACAAAGUAUAAGAAUGCUACUUGACAAAGGAAAAAUCUUCUCAAGCACAUACUAAAAACAUGAAGGAGAAAAAACCCAAAAUGUGUAGGAGAGGAACACCAAAUGAGGUGGAGGAAUAUGAGAAAGAUGUGUGGUCCAAAGCUAUCUGGUUAUAUUUUGAUGUUGCCAAUAUUACAGAGCCAAAAUUUUAAUUUGCUUACUUAAUAUAUUUGUUGGCCAGAGAUCUAUUUUUAUAUCAGUGUGCCUUGCAUGUAUAUUAACUUUUGGAAAGGCCAUGUAGUAAUGCCUGAGAUGCUGAUGGUUCUUACCACCUCACUGAUUUUUACGCAGUUGAAAUGCUCAUUCUAUUGCCCAACUGGUGCUCUCUGUUUAAAGUCAUAGAUCUUGUCAAACUGGAACUCUUUUAUAAACUGGGGAAGUGACUUGCUUUUUCACUAGUUUGUCCUCACAGACCUCCCUCCCUCUCUCCCUCCCUCUCUCUCUCCCUCCUUCCCUCUCCCUCCCUCCCUCCCUCCCUCCCUCCCUCUCUCUCUCUCUCUCUUUCCCUCCCUCUCUCUCUCUCUCUCUCUCUCUCUCUCUCUCUCUCUCCCCCUCCCUCCCUCCCCCCCUCCCUCUCUCUCUCUCUCCUUCUCCUCUUUCUUUCUCUUUCUCUUUUUUCCCAGUCUGUUAGUGGCUGGUCUGUAGUGGGAAAUAGUAAAAAGGAUUCUUCACUACCUACCCCACCCCCGACACCACCUUCAAGUAAUGUGAUGACACCAUUUCUUUGUGCGCUUUGAAAAAAGUUUCAGCUUGCUGUCUCCUUUAGUGUUAUGAAAGGUGUUAUUAAAAGCAUUGUUUGCAAAAUACAGGAAGAUGAUGGGAGUCCACAUUUAAUUGGGGAUUCUUUGUGAGCUUUGGUCCAAAUUAUUGGCUCUUUCCAACAAAAUUUUUUAUUGUUAAAGCACCUUGCUUAGAAAAUUUUAAAUAUUCAUGUCUGCAACAAUUGUCUCUAAUAAACUGUGCAAUUCUUGUCAUUAAAAAAACAAAAAACAAAAACAGAUCUGAACUCCCUAAUGUGACUUGUUAGUUUCUGUAUUUCCUGCCAGUGUAAAUGUGAAAAGCUUUGCUUGCAUUACGUUUUAGAAAUGCAUUUUGCACACUCAGUUUUGCCGAAGCUCCGUGAAAAGGUUAGAUCUAAGUAGAUGAAUAAAGCUAUGCACAUGUUUUGAAAGUUUAAUUUGUGUGUCAUUACCAAAAGUCAUUAUUUUGCUGUUCUUAGCUUUACCAUCUUUGGAAACAUGGUUCAAAGUUACAAUUCUGGGCUAGCUCAUCAGUGGAAGUACAAGGGAGGAAAACUGGCACCCGGUGAAUAAAGUUCCGUUGAAAUGAGAGCUUGACUUGUUAUCUAUUAAAGAGCUUUUCUUGAAAUAGGGCAUUUGUAUCAGCUUUAUAAACCAUGGAUCUAAUGCUCUUCUCAGUGAGGGUUUGAAUAUGAAAAGAAAGGGAAAGUCAGUCAUUUAAGCUGAAAUGAAGGAAAGACCUUUGCUCUGUCACAGACCAAAGCUCUGUGACAAUGUUAUAAGUCUUAAAGCUGGUUUAAAGAUAGGGUGACCCCCCCCUUUUAAAUCUUUAUUGCUUUAACAUGAAUUUGAUUAGCUGGAUGAUUUGAUACCAAAAUCAUUCAGUUGUUUAAAAGUCAAAACACAUGUUUUUUUUUUUAAAAAAAAAAUCCCAAGCUGAUAACAAGUUCAGGAGUUGGGCACAUUGGGUUCAUUCACUGCAGUUGCAUGUACUAAGUAGUUUCACAUAACAUGAAGUGUGCACUUAAUAAGGUUGUAUAGAUGCGCUGGCCAGAUCUUGUCAUUCAUCUUUUAACAGAUAACUUCUGUAAAUUUUCUUAGGACAUUUGUAGGAGAAGUUGGGUAGAAGAUAACUAACAAUGGCAUUUUCCCCAGGCUCCUAGAUAUGAGAUUUCAUUUUACAGCUUUGUCUAUAUCUAAAAGAGGAUUUACUUCUCUUUCAUUUUGGUGUGUGUUAUCGACUUUAAAAAUAAAGCAGAAAUUCUGUUCAUAGUGGAAGUUAACGACUAGUAAAAUAUUCAAAAUGUGGUCUAUAAUGCAUAGCCUUACAAACACAGGUAGUAGCAAACAGCAUGGAUGGCUUCCAGUACUCUUGAGCAUCUACCAGUAGUUCAUUUAUGUCCAGUCUUAGAGCACACUGGUAGCUGGGUUUUAUGGUGCACACCUGUAAUCCUGGCAACCAGAAGGCUGAAGCAGGAGGAUUGUGAGUUCAAAGCUAGACUGGCCUGCAUAGCAACAACAUAGCAAAUGUAUUGGAGAAGUAAUCUCUGUAUUGUGUGCACAGACAUUUACUUAGGAGCUGGGUUGCCUUUAAUUUUGGGAGGGAAUACUUAGUGAAUUACAGUUAUGUUAGAUGUUGGCCCUUUUCCCUCUGGAAAUUUUUUCAGUAUUUGUUUUGCCCAGUUUAAAAAAUAAUAAAAGUAGGUAUUUUCUAGAUAGAAGAACAGUGACCAGAAAUUUACCGUUUUGCUAAGUAACUAACUGCUUAGGUAUUUACUAAAGCUGUUGCUGAUGUUAUGGAUUCCAAGGAAGUAUCAGUUACAUGAUGAUCUUCCUUUAUCAAUGUCUUACUUAAUGUUCAGUGUUUUAAAAAUACAAAAUUACACUCUACAACCAUACUCAGAUUUACUUAUUUUAUCAGAAAAACUUGAGAGAUUUGUAGAUCAAAUAAGACAAUAAGUGUACAUUGUUGAAUAAAAAACAUUUCAAGUUUU